AUGAAUAAGUCUGCAGAUGAAGUAGCACACAAUUUAUCAGUGCAUGUGUUUUCUGUUGUUGGUCUUCCGUCUAUCCUACAGCAUGACAACAGGAAAGAGUUUUGCAACGCAGUAAUAAGAGAAACGUUAAAACUUUGGCCCGGCGAUGUUAAGAUAAUAACAGGAAGACCUGGGCAUCCUAGAACACAGGGUUUAGUGGAACAGGUUCAUGACUCACUUCAUAAACUGUUGGCAUCAAAACGAGCAGACAAACCUGGCUCAGGAUGGCUUGAGUUUCUGUAUGAGAUACAGUAUUCACUGAACACACAGUGUCAUUCUAGUAUUAAAAUGACGCCUUUUGCAGCUGUAUUUUGUCAAAAAGCUAAUGAUGGUAUUUGUGUAGGUUCGCACGCAAGAGACUGA
This is a messenger RNA of Mytilus trossulus (common blue mussel), 402 nucleotides long. RefSeq names its product SCAN domain-containing protein 3-like. The record is from RefSeq and is a predicted model, not a curated record. NCBI's taxonomy places the organism in Eukaryota, Metazoa, Mollusca, Bivalvia, Mytilida, Mytilidae. Bases 1 to 402 code for a protein of 133 amino acids. Gene Ontology annotation, molecular function: nucleic acid binding. The transcript has a single exon. Gene Ontology annotation, biological process: DNA integration.